Molecule: messenger RNA, 2586 nt
Organism: Culex quinquefasciatus (southern house mosquito)
Lineage: Eukaryota; Metazoa; Arthropoda; Insecta; Diptera; Culicidae
Exons: 3
Coding region: 925-2586 (553 amino acids)
Source: RefSeq, a predicted model, not a curated record
GCCGGUAAAUUUUUUUAAGUGCAGGUUUAAUAAACCGAAUUUUAAGCCAGAUGCUUUUACAGUAUAAUACUUAGCGCGCAUUUACAAGAUUUUAUAACGAAGGUGAAAUUAUAACUGACGGUCUAGUGUGCGCUCAUAACUGUAAUCACGUCUACCCAGUCAGUUCAAUUUAGAAUUCUGAAAAAGAAUUCGUAUACAAUUCGAGUUGAAUACCGUUUCAGAAAGUGAAUUGUACUGACUGGGUUUCACCAACCUGCACCGAGUAUCAGCAUUACACAUUGUUAAGUUCGCUUUUACACAAUUGUAUGGAGUUUUUCAGUUCAACUAUGUUAACACAAAAAUGUGUAAUCGUUGAACUGAAAAUCCCAAGCAAGUGUGUUAAAGUGAACUCAUAAUGUAAUGCUGAUUCUCACAGUGGAACGCUAGGGCUAGACGUUUGCCGCGCAAACUUUUUAUUUUGCGAAAAAAUUGAAACAAAGAGGGAAGAAAUUACAGCUACUCGAACGAAUUAAAUGAUUGAUUUUUGCCAAUACACGAAAUGGUAUGUAAAAAACAAUUCUGAAACAAAAAAAAAAUGUGCAUCAUGUGCAUCUAUUUUAGGACCAAAAAAGCGAAUCGAUUCCAAUCGCUGUGAAGAUAGAACGUCAAGGAAAGUUGCUGAAGCAAGCAAUAAUCGCUGUUGGUACCGAUUCAACAUUUACAAGUGUUAUCCAGCGGGCUCUGGAACAACCGCUGGCCGUGGAACAGAUUCAAAGCGUUUUUGCUGGGGUCAAAUCAUUUGAUCAAAGCGACCUUUUCAACAUUCCAGCACAGAACACCUUGUCGAACUGCGUCGCUGCUUUGGGCGGAUGUUCAAAAGUGCUCUGCAUCCUCGUACCGGAAAUUCCGGAACGACCUCCGGUAAAGAAUGCGCUUGCGAAUUUAAUGAAAAAUGCGGCGAUGGUCAAGCUUCCAGAAGAAAAGGCCGAGAACGAUGGGCGCUCCUGCAUCCACAAUCGAGUUGUGCAAUACCUUCGGGAACAAAGCAUUGGAUUUAGACCGUUCCAGAAAAACGAGAUGGAUGCUUUCAUGACUACCGUCGGUUCUACGUUAUGGCAGCUGGACGGAAGCUGGCACAAAUUUCACACGGCGUCAAACGUACAAGCUCUCCCAGAAUCGCUACAUUUUGUCCCAGAAGGCCGUGAUUCAUAUCGCAUUCUACAUCACGGAAACCACAAGAAAAAGUGCACUCCCCAAAUAAAAUCGGACGAACUGUUGGUCAAUUACGAACGCCUCGAACUCUUGACAACGAAACGCUAUCUGCAGGCCGAAGACUGGAAACCGGUUUUACGUGAUAUUCAACAGCUGAAAGAUUCUAUUGGUGACUAUCUUCGCCACGUUUUUAGAGCCUGUGAUGUUAAGUCCGCUCCAUCAUGUGAUUUGGAGAAAGUAGAUGUUGAAAACCGCGUCCUAAAAGUGGUCCUCCCCGUCCAUCAGCGAGAUGAAAGUGUUAAGCUGCGUUACAAGGACCUGGAAAAACGUCUUUUGGAUGUCCCUACUUACACCGAGUUGAAUAUGAUUUUUGUCACACCGAUUGAACGCAGGAUGAAGCACAAAUAUAUUAUUAGACUCCAGCUGGGAUUUGCAGUUCAUCUGUAUCGUACGUAUUCCCCAAAUGCGACGUUUGUGUGGAGGAUUGAUCUGAGCGAUAGUGACGUAAACUCUGCGUUGGUUGUGGCGAGAAUUGAGAAGAACCUGUUUGAACGAGUUAUGGCUGAUAAGCUUAAAAAGCUGGAAGAAACCUUCGGAGGAACCGCCAACUGGACUGAGUCGAAAGUUCUAGAACUCGUCUCGGCAGCGCAAGAGGAUGAUUCUCCACCGAACGGUGCCACCCAAGCGGGCUAUAAACUGCUGCUUGACGAAGGCUAUGGAGUUUCGGAGGCCGUUGAGCUGGAGAAAGAUGCAGUAGCAUGCUCAACGGGAAAGUUCUCAAACUUCUGGGACUCCGUUUCGAAGGUUCUGGCGGCCGACGACUUAACUGUCGCUGAGGAACGGCGACAUGGCGAGACAAGCUGGAUUUCUCCUCUGUGUGUGUCGCUGAGCGAUCUUAUGCGGAAAUGUGAGGUUGAAAUGGAACGCAGUUUCCCUAAUUCGCCGAUGAACUUCAUUCCGUCUUACGAGUACUUUAGGCUCCAGUUCGUGCCACGCAACAGUCAUACAGAAGUAUCUAAAAGGUACUACGGGCGAUUUGACGUCAAAUUCGGCUUACAAAAGCGAACAUUGCACAAGUCACAUGUUGACCAGCACUUCGGAGCCAAGCAAUUCCAGUUUCUUAAAGCCAUGGCUGGAAAAUUUUGUGAUCAUUCACUUGCGUUUUUCAUGGAUGACAAAGCAACGAUUCCAGUUGGUUUCGUCGGAGCGCCGGUCAGUGCCACUCGUCGACAAAGAAGUGUGCUGAUGGCCGGCUUGGACGGCAGAGGAUUGAAUGCCAUGGACCAUGAUAACAUUCCGCAGCAUAUCGUGCCAUCAGUGUCUAUCAAGAUUGUCCCACCAAAGGAACUCACCGAUUCGUGGUACUGUGGAAAGCCGAUCAUUAUUGCCGAAUAA